UCUUACUAUAAUCAAUAAAAUUGAGAAUGUUUAUUUCAGCAGUAAGUAAAGCUCCGAGACCUCCACCGAGGCCAAGUGUAUCUGAUGCUGAUGAUGAUCGUGAAGAUUAUGAAGUAGUUGGACAACCAAUGAAACCACCAGUUGUUGCUCCACGAAACACCAAACAGCAUGAAAUUCAUCAGAACCAAUCAAAACAAGACCACAAAACACCAGGAGGAAAUAUCCAUGCUAUGCAGAAAGACAAACAGACGCAUAACGAAGAAGAAGUGGACGGACCUCUAUUAAUUUAUGAAGUCCCAGAUGAUUCUUCUGGUGAAUAUAUUGCUUUACCACAACAAAAACAUAAAAUCUCUGUACCAAAGCCAUUUUAUAAGAGAUUAAUGCGUGUUCAGUCUGAGCUUAAAGCGAGAUUAUUACCAAAGAGUCAUCAUUCAGCAAAACUGCCACCGAUCUUGCCAUCUAUAGCGGUUACACAACCUCUUCCAUCGCCAACUUACGACAAAAAACACGAAGAGACGCCUUUUCCCUCACAAUCGUCUCCGAGAAGUAAGGCAAGACAUAAGCCACACCAGUCUCCAACAACACAAGUACAUCAAGAAAAGCCGAGCCCGUUACGUGUGAAACCCGUAGAUACCAUCAAUAAACCACCUAGACCAAAACCUAUAGGAAAGAAAGUUGUACCAGUUCCAUCAAACAAAGAUUCACACGCUAAACCGGCUACCAUAAUCAAAGAUUCAAACUCCCAACUAGAUGACGAAAGUGAUGAAGACCUACAAGACUAUGAUUAUCCAGACAUUUCUAAAAUGCUUCCUAUACCACCACCCCAACAGUCACAAAUCCGACCGGUAGUCAGAGUUCAACCAAGUACACGUAUUACUACUUCUGUGACGACGUCUUCAGAGCGCAUGUCACAAAUGUCCGUACAAGACGUGGUGCGGUGUUUGCAUCAAUGUGCUUUACCUAAACUUGCCAAUUUAUGCGAUGAAAAUGCUAUUGAUGGAAAAUUUUUAUCAGAUCUAAAAGACGAUGAACUGCGUGAUAAACCAUUUUCAUUGAACAAUAUAGAGGUUGCAAAGCUGAAAAAGAUGAGAGAAGGAUGGCGGCCAAAAAUAGAUUGAGUCGUUUUACAAUUUUCAGCUAACUAGUAUUACAGACUUCAAUUUUUUGCAAUAUUAUUUUAAGUUUAAUUAUUUUUACAUCCUAUUAUUUGAUUUAUACGAUAUUGUAAAAAGCAUUUUGCAUUGCAAUUUUGAGACAUUUAUCAGUAUUUAUUCGAACAUCAUUUAUUUUUGUUUUGGUAGGAUUUAGUACCUUUUGAUCGUAACCGUAAAAUGAAUACUUAUAUCCUGUUUAUUUCCCCCACAGAUUUAUAAUAGAUCAGCAAAAAACCCAAGAAAUAUGAAGAAAAUUCUUUUAUCUUAUAGUUUUAGUUAACGAUAUACCGUAUAAGGCAUAAAUAUGCAUUAGUUUCUUCUUGUUAGUGUCCUGUUUAUUCAUGAUUGCACAAGCCCGAAGAGGAGCAAAAUCGUAAAUGUUUUAUAACAAGUGAAGUACCAGUAGCACUGUUACAUUGAAAACCAAAAGGUCGAAAGAACAACAAAUGACAGAGACAAAAGGAAACGAAAUGAAGACAAAUUAAAAAUUAUACUAAAAUGAUAUCCAUUUAUCAACAUCUGCAAAAAGUGAUAACUAAAACGUCAAAUAAAUAUUUGGGAAUGAAAUGUGCUUCGGAAUGGUAGGUAUUUCCAGCGCUAUAUAAUUCGUAUAGCUCCGUAUUCAAAAUCGUGUCCCCGAAAAUCAUUGUCAAAAUAAUCCUUAGUAAUCAUCAGGGAAACUCCAAUUCUGUUAUUGCCCCUCGUGAAAUUGACUUAUUCAGUGACAAAAAUCCUAUCUAGUAUAUACAUGUAUAUUCAUUAUUUUAAUUUUUUUUAACAAAAAAUGAAAUGAUUUAUUUUUUGUGAUUGUUUCUCCAUUUUCAAAAUAAAAUCCCACUAAUUGAAAUUCAGAUCGUGAGCGAAGUUGGGACACAAAAUCUGUAUUUCAACCAUGAUUUACAAAUCACCUCCAUAAGAAAAUUUUUGAAACAAUACAGUUUGUGUAUUUUU
Mytilus californianus (California mussel) is the source of this 2105-nucleotide messenger RNA. RefSeq lists its product as uncharacterized. NCBI's taxonomy places the organism in Eukaryota, Metazoa, Mollusca, Bivalvia, Mytilida, Mytilidae. Bases 27 to 1118 code for a protein of 363 amino acids. The transcript has 5 exons. The record is from RefSeq and is a predicted model, not a curated record.